Orbicella faveolata is the source of this 2288-nucleotide messenger RNA. Its product is annotated as carbohydrate sulfotransferase 14-like. Gene Ontology annotation, cellular component: membrane. Gene Ontology annotation, biological process: carbohydrate biosynthetic process. Gene Ontology annotation, molecular function: sulfotransferase activity. The record is from RefSeq and is a predicted model, not a curated record. NCBI's taxonomy places the organism in Eukaryota, Metazoa, Cnidaria, Anthozoa, Scleractinia, Merulinidae.
GCUUCUCAGUAUAACGACUGCCUGGGUACACGCAGCAAAGCGUCUAGUUUAUAAUAAUUUACGCACGGCAGGAGUUAAAAAUACUUGACUUCACAUUAGAAGCUAUGCUAGUUUCAAGUAAGCACUUGGCCCAAGCGCACUUGAAAAUCUCAAAGUCGCACCACAGAAUUCUUGGUUCGCGCUUGCGCAGUGACGUUCACGUUACUUCAGCUCGUCGUCCUCCGGUCGUCGUCUUGGUUGCUUAAGCUCCCUAAAAUUAUUUAAUUCUGGCCAGAUCGAAUUGUUGUUGGUAGCGAUGACAGCGAAGAAACUAUUUUUUCUUUUGGCUGUUUUAACUACUGGAAUAUUGCUAAUCGUCGGACUGUAUGAAAAGCAAAUGAAGAUGAAUCUCAACACAGUGCCAAGUCAAGAUGAGCGAGCGAUAAAAGAGGGUUCAAAUGUUCGGAUUAUACAGGACUCAUUUAAUUUCAGCACUCCAAGAGAGUUAAGACAACAAGAACGUAGAAAGCUGGUUAAAACGUAUUGUCAAAAGACUGGGCACAAUAUUGGCAUGAAACGCCCUUCUCACAUUGAAGUGAUUCCGUCUCUCAAAAUACUGUACUGUAUAACACCUAAAGUGGCUUCCAGGCAGUGGAGGAGCAUGCUGUAUCCUUUUAACGAGGGUCGAAGGAUCAUAAAAUUGGGUCAGUUUCCUCCUGACCAGCAAAAGCAGAUGUUGGAAACAUAUUUCAAGUUCACGUUUGUUCGUGAACCGUUCGAGCGCAUUCUGUCAGCUUACAAAGACAAGUUUGUUCAUCUAAGACAGGGAGACCGCAGAACUCUUGAAUUUCACGGAAGAGAGAUCCUGAAGAACUUCCGUCCAAACGCUUCAAAGAGUGCACUUGAAAAGCUUGAUGACAUCACUUUUCGGGAGUUCAUAGAGUAUUUAGUAACCAAAGGAAGCAACAAGAGUACGCGUGUUAUGGACUGGCACUGGAAUAAUUACGCCAACAUAUGUGGAAUGUGUGCCAUCAACUAUGACUUUAUAGGUCAUUACGAAACUUUUGAUCAAGACUUGGCAGAUUUCAAAGAGGCAGCGGGGUUAUCACCUGAAGAGGCAAAGAGAUUCAAUGCUCGUGCCAGCAAUAAAUCCGAUACCGCCUCCUCUUUACUCAAUUAUUACUCGCAGAUUCCCGUAGAAUGGAUCGACAUUCUUGGUCAGUUGUACAGAGCUAGCUUUGAGAUGUUUAAUUACGACUUUCCGGGACCUCUUGAGAGUCUUUUUGAGUAAAAGAAGAGAGAACAGUGUCGAAGGCUGGCAACCUGACAUACCAUGAACACUUUAGGACAUAACAUGAACAUUUCAGGAGCAUUUGCCUAAGACAUCAGGACAUGUUCGGUUAUUGGAGCCAGUCGAUAUUACGUAGAACUUAUACCAAGUAACGAGUUGUACACUCUGAUCGAGUUACCAUAGUGACUAGAAAAUUCCGGAAACUCUCUUUCAAAGGAGACUAUUACGUUUUUCAAGGAAACCCCAUUUUACAAGAUUGAGGCUUUAUAACUCGGUAAAAGUUACUGACACGAGUGUGGCUGCGAUUGCUAUUGCACUUGAGGAAGAGAAUGGGCACCCAAUUAAUGCAAGCUUAUUAAAACUACGGCUGUAUAUUUGUGUGCAAAGGAACCAUGCAUUGCGUCUGUGUUUUUAUGAUUUAGUCCGUUAUUUUGUGCUCCUUGAUAUUCACCUCUGAAAAUCAUACUACAAAAAUUAUUCGCUUCAGGCCCAGUGAGCAUUAGUGAAUAUUCACCUCUACUUUGUCUUGGUGAAUAUUCACCAAGGUUAACUGAGGCUGAGGCAAAAAAUUGUUAAAUAUUCAACAUUUAUUGAUAUAUCAAAUAUAAAUGUUAAGGCCUUGACAGAAAACAUUAAUCGGGUUUGUAUGUAUCUUAAGUUGUGUGUCUAGGGCAUCUCAAUCAUGAAAAAAUGUUCUGAAGACCCACUCUGAAAUUUUGUCACACACGGCUCUGAACUUCAUCUCUCCGGGCCAUCAUUUUGGUUUCCUAAACAAAAGCCGAUCACAGUUAGGUAACGUCAUCAUGCCAACGAAUCAAUCUCAGUCAAUCAGCAUUUUGCCUCCAAAUGUGGGCGCACCGAUUCAAAAUUCAAAGCGGUCGAUGGCAGCUAUUUACUAUGAUGGCAGCCUCUUAUUCCCCUUUCCUCUCCUUCAUUCUUUCCACGCGAAGAGCGUGCUCGCAGGCUAUUCAUUAGGACGAAAAACAACAGCUAUCACAGGGCGGAUGAGCCCAGCUUA